Molecule: messenger RNA, 1083 nt
Organism: Lactuca saligna
Lineage: Eukaryota; Viridiplantae; Streptophyta; Magnoliopsida; Asterales; Asteraceae
Source: the annotation of a GenBank genome assembly
AUGGGGGAUCAAUCGCCACAGAACACAAUGAAUCUUGACCUAAAUUUAGGACCUGUCGUUCAACCUUCCCCAGAUGAUGAACCACAUGCUAUGAGCUUUGAAGAUUGGCUACUCGGGUCUAUGAGGGAAGUGGUUUCUAAUCGCCCUAUGGGUAGGCAGCGAUUGCGAUCAGUUUGGAGACAUAUGCCUGUUUCCAUGGAAGCUAGAAACACCUCUCUAGGGUUAACAGGUGAUGAUGACGAACAACACCCUCAAGAUACAAUCAAAACAAACGAAAAUGGUGAUAAGUACUUAGAAAACGAGGCUAUAAGAAACACAAACCUUGAAAACAACAAUGGAAACGAAUGUAGCUUUUUUGAUUGUAACAUAUGUUUGGAUUUAGCAAGUGAGCCUGUAGUCACUUGUUGUGGACACCUUUUCUGUUGGCCAUGUCUUUACAGAUGGCUAUUUGUUCAUUCCGAUUCAAAAGAAUGUCCAAUUUGCAAAGGAGAAGUCACAAUGAAAACCAUAACUCCAAUUUAUAGCCGUGGAAAUCGAACACGUGUAAACAAAGAAACCAUCGAUUCAAAUCUCAAGAUUCCAAAUCGACCACAAGCUAACAGAAUAGAAAGCUGGAGACAAGCAAUUCAAAGAAACACACUCAAUCUCCCAAUGUUUGAAAUGAUUCGAAGGCUCGAUAAUCGAUUCGAAUUAACUUCCGAUAACACACAAGAACCUUCAAAUCAUUCAUUGUUAAAUAGAAUCUUCACUUCAAGAGGGAUGCGAAGGGGUUUAGAUCCCGUAACUGCCGCCCCGGAACAUGCCACCGUGGACCCGCACCCACACCCGCCACGUGGCGCCGGUUUGAAUUCUGUUGAGGGUUUUGUUGAAUUGUAUGAGAGGAAUCUUGAACAGAUUCCAUUAAUGGAAGAUAGACAUUCGAUGUCGAGUAUUGCUGCUGUGAUGCAAUCUGAAAGUCAGACUGAAACGGAUUCUAGGGUUUCUGUUUCAACGAGUUCAAGAAGAAGAUGUGAAUCAUCAAGUUCUAGGGUUGAAGAUGUUAAUAGUGGAGAGUCUCGUUCUAGGAGGAGGAGAUUGCAGUGA